CAGCGUCAACGUCUCACUCCAGAAAUGAAAGGAAAGUCUGUCAGAGCAACAACUGAGCUGCAGCGGAGACGAGUCUGUUUCUCUCUGACAGAAAAUUAAAGUGAGUCCAUCAGGUCUUUGUCAACAACACAGCAGAGUCUCUACCAAACACUGUGUGUCGACAUGUCUGCUGCCAGCAACCUGAGAUCUGAAGAUCAGUUCCUGUGCUCCAUCUGUCUGGAUGUGUUCACUGAUCCAGUCACUACACCAUGUGGACACAACUUCUGUAAGAACUGCAUCACUACACACUGGGACAUUAAUGUCCCAUGUCAGUGUCCCAUGUGUAAAGAGGUUUUCUAUGUAAGACCUCAGUUGAGGGUCAACACUUUCAUCUCUGAGAUGGUUGCUCAGUUCAAACUUGAAGCUCAACAGAAAACCAGCAGCAGCAGCUCAGAGCAACAAGUUUCCAAACCAGGAGAAGUUCCCUGUGACGUCUGCACUGGAACCAAACUGAAGGCCCUGAAGUCCUGCCUGGUGUGUCUGACCUCCUACUGUGAGACUCACCUGGAGCCUCACCUGACAGUGUCAGGCCUGAAAAGACAUCAGCUGAUCGACCCUGUGGAGAACCUGGAACACAGGAUGUGUACGAAGCACGAUAAACCUCUGGAGCUGUUCUGUCAGACCGACCAGACAUGUGUCUGCAUGCUCUGCUCUGUUUUAGACCACAAGACACAUGAGUUUGUUCCUCUGAAAGAAGAAUAUGAAGGAAAGAAGGCAGAGCUGGAGAAGACAGAGGCUGAAAUUCAGCAAAUGAUCCAGAAGAGACGACUGAAGAUUCAGGAGAUCAAACACUCAGUCAAGAUCAGUAAAGAUGAUGCAGACAGAGAGAAAGCAGAAGGUGUUCAGGUCUUCACUGCUCUGAAGGAGUCUGUUGACAGAGGCCUGAACCAGCUCAUAAAGGAGAUCGAAGACAAACAGAAAACCACAGACAAACAGGCUGAAGACUUCAUCACAGAGCUGGAACAGGAAAUCUCUGAGCUGAUGAAGAGAAGCACUGAGGUGGAGCAGCUCUCACUCUCUGAAGACCACCUCCACCUCCUCCAAAGCUUCCCAUCCCUGAAAGCUGCUCCACCCACCAAGGACUGGACAGAGGUCAGAGUCCGUCCACCAUCAUAUGAGGGGACUGUGGUGAGAGCUGUGGCUCAGCUGGAGGAGACGCUCAGUGAAGAGAUGAAGAAGCUGUUUGAGGCUGAGCUGAAGAGGGUCCAGCAGUAUGCAGAGGAUGUGACUCUGGAUCCUGAUACAGCAUAUCCUAAUCUCAUCCUGUCUAAUGAUGGAAAACAAGUACAUGAUACUGAUGUGUGGAAAUAUCUCCCAGACAAUCCAGAGAGAUUUUCUCCUUGUCCCUGUGUCUUAGGAAAGCAGAGUUUCUCUUCAGGCAGAUUUUACUUUGAUGUUCAGGUUAAAGGAAAGACUGACUGGGAUUUAGGAGUGGCCAGAGAGUCGAUCAACAGGAAGGGAGCGAUCACACUGAGCCCUGAUGAUGGUUACUGGACGAUAUGGUUGAGAAAUGGAAAUGAAUACAAAGCUCUUGAUGAGCCUACAGUCCGUCUCUCUCUGAAGUCUCAGCCUGAGAAGGUGGGGGUGUUUGUGGAUCAUGAGGAGGGUCUGGUCUCCUUUUAUGACGUAGCUGCUGCAGCUCUCAUCUACUCCUUUACUGGCUGCUCCUUCACUGAGAAACUCUACCCAUACUUCAGUCCCUAUCUUAAUGAUGGUUGUAAAAACUCCGCCCCUCUGAUCAUCUGUCCUGUUAAUCAAACUGAGUAGACUAAUAACUUCAGUUAUUUAAUGAUUUGAUGAUAUGAUUUAUCUUUAUUCAAGGGAACAAAUGUUCAUACUCAGUGUGAGGCUGUUUACAUAUUCUUACUUUCUACUGAAUCUGAUGACUGUGGUGAUUGGUUCACUCUUCAUCAUGAGUCUUUUCAUCAUAUGUAUCGUGUUUCACAGAAAACACAUUAAUUAGAUCCAUUAAUUUCAUCAACCCCAUCACAGUCACUAAUGUGUCCAUCAGACAUGUGGAGAAAAUCUAUUCAAACUUCAGUUAAACACACAGACUUUUAUUUUCAGCUCCAGUAGAAUCAGAAUCAUAGUUUCUAAAGACAGAAAAAAAAGUGUGCUGCCAUCUUGUGCUGAUGACAUCAUUUGUAGCCGAUGAUCAGGGGGUGGAGCCACAGUAUCGAGAUUUCGACCCUAUAAGUCAAUCAUGAUGUCACACCCUCUUUGUAUAGAAUCAAAUAAUUAAUUUAAAAAAAAAUGUAUCUGAGAAAUAAACAGGUCUUUACAUUAGUGUUUAGACCGAGGUAAAAAUGACAGAAACCAUCUUUGGGAAACAUUUACUUGACGUGUACUUUGAUUUUUUAAAUUGUUUUUUUUUUUUACUAACAUGGAGGGGGUGGGGUUUACGACCUAUACUGCAGCCAACCACCAGGGGGCAACAGAGAUGAUUUGGCUUCACUUGUGUGAAGGUUUGACAUCGUCCAUCUUUGGUCACAGUCACUGGUGUACAAGUAAAAGACAAAAGUAAAUAAAGUGUGAAUUUAAUUCAA
Molecule: messenger RNA, 2585 nt
Organism: Seriola aureovittata
Lineage: Eukaryota; Metazoa; Chordata; Actinopteri; Carangiformes; Carangidae
Product: E3 ubiquitin-protein ligase TRIM39-like
Exons: 2
Coding region: 163-1806 (547 amino acids)
Molecular function (GO): protein binding; zinc ion binding
Source: RefSeq, a predicted model, not a curated record